Messenger RNA from Branchiostoma floridae (Florida lancelet), 1150 nucleotides. RefSeq lists its product as uncharacterized. The transcript has 3 exons. The coding region runs from base 190 to 621 and encodes 143 amino acids. The record is from RefSeq and is a predicted model, not a curated record. NCBI's taxonomy places the organism in Eukaryota, Metazoa, Chordata, Leptocardii, Amphioxiformes, Branchiostomatidae.
UGUGGUUAAUUGUUCUGAGUUAUGCCAUUGCGUUGUUGGUAUCAAUUAUUCAUAUAGUGGAAACGAUACAUUAGGCAGUUGGUAAAGAAUGGCUUGAUCUGUUUUGACAGUAUCGCAUUGUCCGAAAGCACGUCACAGGCAGGAAAAAGAUCUAGAAGCAGUUUUGUUCAUUUCUCUGCAACGACCAGCAUGGCACUGAGGACGUGUUCACUGUGGCUGUUUGUCGCAUUUCUGGUAAAAACAGGACUGAGUCUGAAAUGUUACUCGUGUGAACAGACGCACGACAACCGGCUGUGUAACACGGACAAGUGGGUGGUGGACUGUCCUCAGGCUGAGAUGGACACCUGCAUGACAACCAUCGACUACGACAAGAUCCGCGAGCCGUGGCACCAGAAGAUGAAGAUAGAGAAGACGUGUUCCGUGAAGUCUGCCUGUGAGCUGGAGCAGGAGAGCGGCCUGCCAUGCUGGCGCGCAGACAUGACCGGCGACAAGUACGCAUGCGUCGACUGCUGCUGGGAGGACAAGUGUAACGUCGCCGGGGCGGUUGCCAUGACACCGCAGACGACAUUGCUGUGGGGGCUGGUGGGGGCGGUGGUUCUCGUCCUGGUUAGAAUGAAAUAAAUACUCUGUGUUUUAAGUGGUCUGUUUCACCCGAACAGCAUCCAUGAAUUUAUGUAUUAGUCAGGUGGAAUUAAGUCUCUAUAGCUAGUUACCCUUAGAAAUAUGCUACCAUAGUAACUGCUACUUUAAGUUCACUGCAACAACAACGCAUGUCUUAGGGAAGGGCUUAAACUGGGCUAACUGAGUAACCAAAUGCAUUGUGGAUUAUUGACACCAUGUUAAGAUCAUUUAGGUAUUAUUGAACGACCAUAUUCUAAUCCACGGUUAUAUGAAUAACAUCUUCAGGGCCCAUUUAAGAUUACGCCCUGGUAAAACAUUGAUAGGUAGCAAAUGCUUGAUGGUGUAAAACAAAAGAACUUCAAAUGUAUUCAACGUGUAUCAUAAAGGAUGAUAAGACAGUCAAUGACCUUGUCACUAUAAGCUGCGUUCAAUGUUUUCUGAUGUUUGUCACUUGUUGUAGAUACUUGUAAGUUAUAUAAUGUUUAACAAUGUAAAGAGUGCGUUCCCAAUUACAAUGUUAUGAAUACCA